CUGAGGACUUUAGGGCGGAGACCGCACUUGUUGGAGCGGGGCGUUCGCCUUUUCCGUUAGCUCGGCCCCCCGCUGAAGGGCUAACUCCGGAGAGUGUUUGCUGUCCUGUCCUGGAACACCACUGGACUUAGAUACAGUGAGUGGGUAAAAGGAAGUUGCUGCAUAGUGACAAGAAGCUCACAAAUUGAAAGGAGAGAAAGCAUCCUGGAAACUUUGCCACUUGUUUAACAGAAGAACAUAUCUCGGGAGCUGUUUGGUAGAUGAAAUUCAUAUCCCAGGCUUAUUGUGAAGACUGAGGUAACCUGAGCGUGAAUAGCACCAUAGACUUACUCAGUAAAUGUCCAUUGCCUUCCACUGUUCAGAGCUGUGAAGAUGGCUGAAAGAAAACAUAUCAUUGCCAGGGCUUCCCUGAUUGAGCAGCUGGUGUCUAAAAGGUAUUUUGAGGAUAUUGCCAAAGAGCUUACUGAGCUUGAAAUGAUUUAUGUGUCUAAGGAGCAUCUCCAGGAGACAGAUAUAGUCAGAGCUGUAUACAGAGUCCUCAAAAACUGUCCCUCGGUGACUUUGAAAAGGAAGGCCAAGUGUCUACUGGCAAAGUGGAGAGCUUUCUAUAAGAGUACACAUUACAAAACAAAGGAAAGCCUUAAAUCACUCCAUUAUAAUGUUAAUAAAGAAGGUACAGCUAGUUCUCAGGAUGUGAGCCAGGAGGAGGAGUUCGUUUCGAGCCAGGAUGAAAUAUCAGGUCUUUGCAAGUCUCUCUCUAGGCUUGUACCCCAUGCUGCUGCUGCUGCUGCUGCUGCUGCUGCUGCUGCUGCUGUUCCUGCUGUUCCUGCUGCUGCAGCAGCAAUUGGGUCUGAAAGUAGCAUCACUGAAAUGGAAAUUAACGAAGAAUAUUUGGGGGGUGGUGACUCUGAAUCCACUAGCAAGAGCUCAGGUGUGUUACAAGAAUCCCUAGUGUCUGUUAGAUCUAAAGGCAUAGAGCUUCUUUACUCGGCAUUAGCUAGUUCUUCUACAGAUUACACAAAAACUCAUUUGUGGCAGAACCUUGCAAGAGAAAUUGAAGAGCACAUUUUUACCCUUCAUUCAAGCAACAUCAAAAAAUACAAAAUUUGUAUUCGAAGCAAAGUUGCCAAUUUGAACAACCCCAAGAAUUCUCAUUUACAACAAAAGUUGCUCUCUGGAACCAUGUCUGCAAGAGAAUUUGCUGAAAUGACUGUCCUGGACAUGGCAAAUGAGGAACUGAAGCAGUUGAGAGCUUCCUACACAGAAUCCAGUAUUCAGGAACAUCACCUUCCCCAAACAGUUGAAGGCACACAGACAAAUAAAAUAAAGUGCAGGCGCUGUGAGAAAUAUAACUGCAAGAUCACUGUAAUUGCAAGAGGAACACUUUUCCUUCCAAGUUGGGUGCAGAAUUCAAAUCCGGAUGAACAAAUGACCUAUGUCAUUUGUAAUGAAUGUGGGGAGCAGUGGUACCAUAGCAACUGGGUGUGCUUGUAAUUUGUAAAUAAUCCCUUCAGGGGUGUGUGUUUUAUGUGUAUAACAUAACCCUUUUGUGUUCAUUUUUUAUAGAAUCUUACUGCUAUUUUGUCUUUGGGAUUUUGGCUUGUGAAAGAUCUUACUAUGCAAGCACAGUUAGCCUCAGUCUCCUCAGAGCUGGAAUUACAGAUAUACACUACCACACCUGGCUUGGUAUACUGUUCUUACUACAGUCCUGGGAAUAAGGAAAGAGAGUUGUUUGCCAAAGUGCAGGCCACCAUUGUUAAAAAGUUGUUUGGGAAAAGUACAAGACUAUCACGUUGUACUUGUGGCCAUUCAGAGUAGCACAGUAGCUCUACACAGCCUGAGAUCAUGUUAGAGAGGCAGACUCUCUGGACUGAUACUCUUUGAAUCCUGAUCUGCAACUUGGUAGAAUCCCCAGGUCAUCCUCUGAUAAAGUUGCAGGCCUGUGGGUUUCAGAAUGACUAUACAUUAGAGUUUUCUUGGGCGCAUUGAAGUAUACUGGUGCUGAGGGCCAAGCCUAGAAUAAUUCAGUCUGAACCUAUGGCGUGGGACCCAGGCAUCAACAUUGCUCUGGUUAUUUCUUAGUUUGCUUUAAGUUGUUGUUAGAGUUGAGAAAUACCUGUAAAUAGUCUCAUUUGAGCCUUUCUAUAGUUCUGAAGAAAUGAAUGAUAUUCUGGAGACUUACAGAUGAGGAAAGAGGCCCAGAGAUCUUCAGUGACUUAACCAGGUUACAUAACUGUAGGUAGUCUGCCUCACACUGAUCCCAAAUUAUAUACCUUCCUUCUGAAGCAAGUGUGAUGGCACAUGUCUGUAAUCCAGAUGCUAGGGAGGAUGAAGCAGGAAGGUUUAUGUGAGUUCAGGGCCAAUUUAGAUUGUAAAGUCCCUGUCUCAAAAAAAUAGUACAAGUACAUUGUGGUGCUUCAAAUACAUAAUCCUAGCAUUGGAGAUGCUGAGGCAGACUCCCAUGGAUGAAGCCAGCCUGGGUUUUGUAGAGAAAGAAUGUCAAAACAAAAAGAUGCACAGUCUGAAUAUGACUUCCUAUUGACUAUGCAAAAAGUGCACUCCUGGAAAUGGGUGCUAAGAAAAUAGUGUUUGGGGCCUCUUAAGUUUACAUGACUAGAGUUUUAUCCUUUUGUCCUUGAUUUUCUCAUUUUUACAAGUCUCUCUCUCCUUUUUUUUUUUUUUUUGAUUUUUCGAGACAGGGUUUCUCUGUGUGUAUCUCUGGCUAUCCUGGCACUCGCUCUGGAGACCAGGCUGGCCUCGAAUUUACAGAGAUCCACCUGCCUCUGCCUCCUGAGUGCUGGGAUUAAAGGCGUGCACCACCCCACCAACGCCCGGCACAAGUCUCUCUUAACCUAUUAAAAGUUGCACUGUGAGUUAGAAUUUGGAUUAGAGCCUGCUUUCUUAGUUAAAUGAGCUGUACAUAUUUCCCUUUGUGUGAGCUUGUCUUUAUCUUCUUUAUUAUACAUAGUUUAUUGAUGUCAGGAAUCUUCAUGUCUUCAAAGGCAUGUGUGUUCACUCCCUCAGCCUUUGAAUUUAUCAACAUUCAUUUACUAACUAACUGAAGUGGAAAUCACUUCUCUAAGGCCUUUGUUUACUGAUUUAUAUGCUUAAACACAACAAGCCUCUUGUUUAAUAUUACUAAUUUUUUUCCUUAAAAAUGAUAUAAUGUUAUUUGGGGUUUUGAUUCUUUAACAUGUAAAUCAAUUUUAUGCAUAAUCCACACAGAAGGUUACCAUGUGGUUAGAUAUGCAUUUUUUCUUUUGUUGUUUGACAGAGUAUCUAUUUUUAUAAACCUGACUCCACUCUGUAGCCUAAGCUAGGCUCGAACUCCUUCUGGCCUCAACCUCUGGAGUGCUGUAAUUUGGGGUAUAAGACACCAUUCAUUGAUUUUAUCAUAUUAAAGAAUUUAUUUCUUAGUUCCAUGUAAACUCACAUGUUUUCAUCAAUUAUAGUGCCCUAAAUCCCCAGUAUUCCUUCAGUGGAAUCUAUAGGCUUUUCUUUAUGUAUAUUUUACCUCUUUAUGACAGUUCCCCCAGUGGGUGCAUAAAACUAGCAGAUAUUUCUAUUUCCUGUGUUUUGAGGCUGUCAAGUCUGAAUUAUAUUUUGUUUUAUUUUCUUCAUUUUGCAUUCCAGUGGUGUUCAUUAUAAUGUAAUGUGUUAGUCCUUUAAACAGAAACUUACAAAGUCAUCAACAACUCAAAAGUUUCACAAAGUGUGGUUUCAUGUGACUUGGAAUGAUCUUAAAACCUAGAUGGUGGUUGUGCAAGAGUGCACACAGCACAUGAAAACCAUGUUUAAUUUGUUCAAGUCAGUGUUGGUAUUUGGGUUUUCUAUGUAUCUGCAUAUAAGUACUAAUAUUGAGAUUUUGUAAUCUACAUUUACCAAAAAUAAAAGUACUUGAACUGGAAAAAUC
Molecule: messenger RNA, 3913 nt
Organism: Cricetulus griseus (Chinese hamster)
Lineage: Eukaryota; Metazoa; Chordata; Mammalia; Rodentia; Cricetidae
Source: RefSeq, a predicted model, not a curated record